This is a messenger RNA of Fimicolochytrium jonesii, 881 nucleotides long. RefSeq lists its product as uncharacterized. The transcript is spliced from 5 exons. The record is from RefSeq and is a predicted model, not a curated record. The coding region runs from base 159 to 653 and encodes 164 amino acids. NCBI's taxonomy places the organism in Eukaryota, Fungi, Chytridiomycota, Chytridiomycetes, Spizellomycetales, Powellomycetaceae.
CCGGAGGUUUCCCCGACAUUCUCCGCGACGGUGUAUCCUGGAAUGCCCAAAGCCUGAGAGUUUCUACAAAGCGUGCUGUCAAAAUUGCUAUCGCAUCGCGUGAUGGUGCAACUGGAUCUUGCAAUUGCAAGGAGUCCUGUUCUCACAUCUGGCCAAGAAUGAAGUCCCUCAAGAUUCCGUUAACGGUGAGUCAGGCAAAGGCCAUUGUCUGGCUCAUCUUGGGGACGGUUUGGUGCCUCUAUGUUACAUCGACCAUCUACUCGUAUGCCCAUCAAGGAACGGUGAUCAGCACGUAUUACGAUACAGAGACAGGGGCUUUCCAUCUCCCUCCCAUUGUCAUCUUCGUCCAAGGAAAUUCGCCAACAGCUCCGAACAUUGGUUUCAAUUGGGUCGGCGAUACAACCAAUUACGCGACGACUGUUUCCGUAUCUCCCGGAGGGUCAACAGAUCCUUUGAAGUCUGUGUUUGAAGUUAGCACUCUGAUCAAACCGUGCACUCGGGCGCCAACUAUCAACUGUACGUUUGUGCAAUUGGAUCCUACAGACAUCACCCUCUCCAUUCAAGCAUCCAUUUUUGGUAAUGACAGUGGGCCAAUUGCGGAAUCUUUGGGGGACGACCUGACAAGUGUUACACUCAGGAUCUCGAUACAUUGACCCGCGAUUCAGCGAAAAUGUUCAAUAUCCAAGUUCUGAUCCGGAAGAUCUGUUGAAUAUUCCCCGAUUAGCGAAGCGCCCCAACAUUCUUCAAACGUCAGCUGGGGGCGUGGGAAAUGUGCAGAACUUGCAGUUGACAAUGGUUCAAUAUACUGAAUAUCCGGGACCCUGGGCAAGCUUUUGGCCUGAUUUCAUUUCGAAGAGGAUUCAGGAACCGCGAACGGAAUA